AUGCUGUCAGAGGACUUUCUAUCGUCCGUGAGCGGGCCCCCAGUGGCCGCUAACACCGCCGUGUCGAAGGACAUUGGCAUCUACUCACAAACCCUCAGCCCGUCAUAUUCUAUUCGAGCAUCUUUCAAGAAGAGCUCAUGUGCCCGGCAUUGUCUCGCAGCUAGUGACACACAUGUGUUUGCUGCCCAAGAUCAGAAGGCCCAUGUGCAUGUUUACUCGCGGGUACGAGGGAACCAGGAGGCUCUGGUCCCCUUUACUGAGAGGAUCCGGAGCCUGGCUCUUUCCGGCAACGUCGUCAUCGUCGGGACAAUUGAGGGCAGGCUAAUCUUGUGGGAGACUUGCACGGGGCGACAGGUCACAACGCCGCCCUGCCAUGUCCAGGCAAUUUCUUGCCUGGCUGUGACGCCACAUCACCUGCUCUCUGCCUCUGAUGACUCCAACAUCAAUGUUUGGUCUCUUGCGCACUUGCUAGAGUUUGAUGUGCAGUCCGAGCAGGAGCCGGAGAGGGUGCUCUCGAACCAUCGAGGCGCCAUUACGGAUCUUGUCACUGGUCCAAGCACGAACCAAGAAACAAAUAUAUGCGUGUCAUCGAGCAAGGACAAGACCUGCAUAGUCUGGAAUUACUGUACAGGUCAAGUACUUCGAACUUUGCUGUUCCCUGCUACCCCUCUCUGUAUCACAAUGGAUCCUUGCGCCCGGGCCCUCUACGUAGCUGCCGAAGGGGGCGCUCUGCAUGUGGUCGAGUUUUUUGGCGACAAGUUUCUGCUUGGUGCGGAAGCAUCCGAACCAGCCUCUAUUGUGGUACAGGGAGGUGACCCUGUAGGAGUGGCCGAAGAUGAGGCAGGCGAAGCAAACUGCAUAUCUUGCAGCUAUGAUGGAACCACCAUCCUCACUGGUCACACGAAGGGCAAGAUCCUGCGCUGGGGCCUGACGCAGCCUAGUCACCCAACUGAGCUGGCCAACCUGAAUGCUUCCGUCACCAAUCUGGUUUUCACACCCCUCAUUCCCGCGGAGAAGCAGCUUUCUUCUAUCAAUAUAAUGAAGCCAAACCAGGCACAGCGGCAUUAUGUGUUCAAUGCACAACUGAAAAACGAGUUAGCCUACGAGUCUAGGUUCACCAAUUUGCUCAACGCCAAUGGGUUUCCUGCGGAUGCAAUAGAGCAAGCAGCGAAAAACUUCACAACCGCAACCUCCGAGUCUCCCGAUGAUUUGGAUGCAGAUGACAGACUUUUGUCUAUGGCAAAGCAACAACUUCAGAACAUGGGAGACAAUUCUUUAUUGGCCACUUGA
Clonostachys rhizophaga is the source of this 1290-nucleotide messenger RNA. The record is from the annotation of a GenBank genome assembly. Lineage: Eukaryota; Fungi; Ascomycota; Sordariomycetes; Hypocreales; Bionectriaceae.